AUGAGCAGCUCAUCGAGUUUGGAUAUCGCUUUCACGGUCGACGACGGCGCCUGCGAUGGCGUCAUCCCCACAGCGGGGUUGCAAUCCACCGCGAAGAAGCUCGCUUCAUUAGCAACGACGCGCUCCGGCCAUCGUCAUCUUCGCACGGUGUGGGGAAGGCCUUAUAGCGGGAAAGGGCCCUCCUCGCUGUCGAAUCCACCGGAAUCGAGGGGUGCGGGGUAUUCAGAGUCCCCUACGCUAAUGAACGUCGGGGCUGGAAACACCACUCACGGCGGCGAGGGCAGCCUCCCCACGCUUCGCUAUCGCACGGAUCUCGACAAGGCGGUGAUUCAUUUCAUGUUCGAGCGUCUUAAUCAGGCGGUGGAGCAGAUCAUCGUUCCGAGCACGUGGAACGACGCCACCAACCCCGACGCCACGCCUGGCGAGGAGGAAAACGAAUACACCCAAACCGGUCUGGGGGAUUGGCAUUUUUACUGGAUGGCGGUCGGCCGCGUGCGCGCGAUUUUCGCCACCGUUGAGUUCCGUCUGCAGGAGAAUCAGAUCAUCAACCACUUUCCGAACCACUACGAGCUCACACGGAAGGAUUUGAUGUAUAAAAAUAUCAAACGCUACCUCCGCGAGCGCUCUGGUGAGGGGUCACCGGGUCCGAAGUUGUUUUUAUCAACCGCUCUUGACUGGGCGGCGGCGUCGUCGUUCGCGCAGAAUCCCGCGGGUGGAGGGGGUGUUAUCGCGCGUUUUUACUUCGGCGAGGGUGUUCCCAUGACGUAUAACAUCCCAAACGACAUGAGCAUGUUCAUCGAGGAAUUCAAACGCUGCCCGGGCUCGACAUGGAUCGUGAAGCCAACCUCGUGCUCGCAAGGGAAGGGGAUUUUCCUCAUCAACCGCAUCCAGCAGCUCCUGCAGUGGAUGAAGAAACGCCACGCGGAGGCGCGCGCGGGAAGUCCUGCAGAGGGGGGAACUUCUUCUCGUGGAGGAGGAGGAGGAGGAGGAGGAUCGCAUCCGCAUAAGCUGCAUUCCGUCCCUGCGAAGGUGGAGCAUUCUCGCGAUGGCAAACUCGACUCGGCGGCACCGAGCAGCUCUCAGACGGCCUUCGCAGGGUCUUUUAUUGUCAGCCGGUAUAUCGCGAAUCCCCUCUUGAUCGGCGGCAAAAAGUUCGACCUCCGACUUUACGUCCUCGUAACGUCUUUUAAACCUCUGGUGGCGUACUUUCAUCGCGCCGGUUUCGCUCGUUUCUGCGCGACGAAGUACGUCGGGGAUCAGACCUCCGGGCAUCACCUCGGAUCCCACUUGACGAAUGUGGCUUUGCAGAAGGGCGACAAGCACUACAACACCACUCAUGGGGGGAAGUGGUCCCUAAAGAACUUUUUGCUCUACGUUCAGGCCCACUACGGGCCCUACAUCGCCUCAAGCCUUAGUCUUCGGAUUGAGUUUCUUAUCUUUCACUCCCUCCAGGCGGUGAGCUCGGUGAUGCUGAACGACAAACACUGCUUUGAACUCUACGGAUAUGACAUUCUGAUUGACGAAAAUGUUAUGCCGCAUUUGAUCGAGGUGAACGCCUCUCCAUCGCUUUCCACCACCACGUUGGCGGAUCGUCUGUUGAAGGAGGAGGUGUUAACCGAUAUGCUGAAGAUUGUCUUGCCUCCCGACUUCCCAAGCCCGACGGCGAUGCCAUACUGGGAAUACCGCCUCCGCACUGACUUGACAACACAGCUAUCGACGGAUUUUAAAUUACUUAAUUUUUAG
Molecule: messenger RNA, 1743 nt
Organism: Phytomonas sp. EM1
Lineage: Eukaryota; Euglenozoa; Kinetoplastea; Trypanosomatida; Trypanosomatidae
Source: the annotation of a GenBank genome assembly